Messenger RNA from Komagataella phaffii GS115, 2592 nucleotides. RefSeq lists its product as uncharacterized. The record is from RefSeq and is a predicted model, not a curated record. The transcript has 2 exons. Gene Ontology annotation, molecular function: protein binding; hydrolase activity. NCBI's taxonomy places the organism in Eukaryota, Fungi, Ascomycota, Pichiomycetes, Pichiales, Pichiaceae. The coding region runs from base 1 to 2592 and encodes 863 amino acids.
AUGGACCUGAAAUACGGUGAACAUAACCGCCAGUCGGUACGAGUAUAUCAGCCACCUAACAAGGAUAAAAUCUCAGCGUGCUGUAUUUUCAUCCAUGGAGGAGCCUGGAGAGACCCUUCAAACACAGCGGCAGACUUUGAUGCGUUUGGCAAUGAGUUAUCAAAAACGGGAAUAAUUUGCUACAGUGUUGACUAUCGAUUGUCACCCGAAAUUAAGCAUCCUGAACACCUGAAUGACGUUUUGAAAGCUCUUAAGUUCAUUCACUCGGAGAUCAAUGACUUUCCAUGUUGUUUGAGCGGGCAUUCUGUUGGAGCUACACUAGUUCUUCAAUCAUUACAGCAUUCUCUGCCGCUUAACAUCAUGUUGGUAGUACUACUGGAUGGAAUCUACGAUCUUCCUCAAUUGGUUCUAGAGUAUCCUGAUUAUCUCUCCUUUGUUACCGAGGCCCAUAAAGAUCGAGACUGGGAGACGGUAACCUUUGAAGCCGAAGAAUUGCCUCAAACAAACUUCUUUUUCGUGCAUAGUACUGCGGAUGAACUGCUAUCUCCUCGGCAAACCAAAUUGUUGGUGAACAAACUGGAACGUAAAUUUCCUUCUUCCGUUUUAAGCGUAAUUGCAGAUUUCGGUUCUCAUAAUUCGGUUUAUCAAGAUACAAAAGUGAGGGCCCUACUUCUCGAACAGUUGAAUUUCAACAAUCGUCCUAUGCCGCCACUCGACGAGAAGGCUUAUAGCCUGACUACAGAUAGCUCUGCUUCUGAUUCCUACUUACGAUAUAAUGAAAAGGAUAGAAACCCAAAUAUAAUCUUGGACACGGAUCAGCAUCUGGAAGGUACGGAUGAUACUACUCUUUUGCCGGUAGAACAGACCACCUUGAAAACUGUUUCAAUAAAGAUUGAACAGCUACUACAAAACUGUGAUAAUUUUGACACGCUUGAUCCGAAUGCUAAGUCGGAGGUCAGUAAUCAAUUACGGCAAUUGCUGGUUGAGCCAAAGUAUCUCAAUGGUUUCAGAAAAAAUGCAGCAGCACCUAAGGCCUUUAAACGGUUAUUCAGAGCACAAGAAAUUAAAGAUAGCAAUGAACCCAUUACGAAUAUUGAAUUCAGUCCCGAUGGGAAAUACAUGGCAUCAUCUGGGGAUGAUGGCGUGCUGAGAGUUUACAAAGUCAUCUCUAACCUGAUCGAAAGAAUAAAUACAGAAUACCUCGAUCACAGGGAACAUUCAUCUACGAAUCAGCAAAUAGCCUCAGAUAACGAGUCUUUAAAAAACGGGUCUUCCAUUCAUAUGGCCCCUGUUUUUUACAGCAAACCUUAUAGGGUUUUUGAAGGCCACUCAGCUAAAAUUCUAUCCCUCAAUUGGUCUCAGAAUAACUUUAUUCUAACCGGUUCUAUGGACCGAACUGUCAAUUUAUGGCAUGUUGAUAGGGAUCAAGUACUUGACUCCUACGAAUUGGACGACUUCGUCACAAGUGUCAAAUUUCACCCCACUGAUGACCGGUUCUUUCUGAGCGCAACACUUUCCAAGACUUUAAGCUUCUGGUCCAUACUGGACCGAGAAGCCCUUUACAAGACAACUGUUUCUGACUUGAUCACUGCAACAUGUUUUUCUCCUAAUGGUGAGCACUUACUUGUAGGUACAUUCUCAGGUAAAUGUAUCUGCUUAGUAACCCGUGGACUUGACGUUGCCUACGAGUUUGAUCUCAAAAAUUAUACUAAGAGAAGGCAUGCCUCGUCAACAGGAGAAAGUGGAUCAAAAAUUACUGGGAUAACUAUACAUUUGGCUAAGAACUACAGUCCCAUCGUAGUUCCAUCCCCAGCUCCAGUACCACAUAUACCGAAUGGUAUGGAUUGGAAAGUUAUAAUUGCCAGAAAUGACUCCACCAUCAGAAUGUUUAGUUUCAACAGUAGGUCUCUGGAAGUCAAAUACACAGGCUACACCAAUAGCUCUUCUCAGAUAAAACCCCAUCUAAGCGAAGAUACCCGAUAUCUGAUCAGUGGCUCUGAAGACCAUUGGUUUCGAAUUUGGCACUUCAUAGACAGGAAGAAACUGACCCAAGCAUAUAAGGACAGGUAUAAAGACAAAUCUGGUACCAAGAAAUAUCUGCUCUCGCAGCCUAAAGAAGCGGAGAAGAAAAGAAGGUUCAGUAUUUCCAGCACUUUGGAUACUUUCAAAGAUGGGUACUGUCUGUACAAAGAAAAGAACUGCAUAUCCUUUCAUGCCCACCAUUCUCAAUGUAACGAUGCGGUAUUUGCUCCUAUUGAAAGCUCAAGGAUAUUGGAACGCAGCAAUGACUCAAUAUUUUUACUCUAUUAUGCUAUUGACCCUAAGAGACCACCUCCAGACCUUGCAUCAUCCAUAAUAGUUUCUACUGAUAAUCAUGGGCUGAUAUCAGUCUUCAGAAGAGAUUUUGCAUAUAAUAUUAAACGAGAGCUUCAUUCAAAAUAUUCCAAUGUGUUAAACUACAAUAAUUCAACAACUUGCCCGAAGGAAGGAUCAGUGAUUGCGAGUUUGAUCAGGAAGGUUGGCCCGUCCAGUUCACGUCAUGGCAGAAGUCGUAGUGUUAGCCAAGAACGGAGUACGUUCAGCAUCACGUGA